This is a messenger RNA of Capronia epimyces CBS 606.96, 1047 nucleotides long. RefSeq lists its product as uncharacterized. Bases 1 to 1047 code for a protein of 348 amino acids. Lineage: Eukaryota; Fungi; Ascomycota; Eurotiomycetes; Chaetothyriales; Herpotrichiellaceae. The transcript has 4 exons. The record is from RefSeq and is a predicted model, not a curated record.
AUGCCGAAUUUCAUGAGGGUGGCGGAGGAUGAUUUGAUCGACGGCCACAUGUCCUUGGACCCUUUCCCUUUCAUCGACUUCAUGGGCAAUAAUAGCAUUGUCACGCACCCUCCGAACCAAUGGUCUGUUCAAGCCGACCAGCGACAAGGGCUCAUGAUCGAUCGGAGACCUGGCAGCCCGGCAAAUGAAGAAGUGAUCAGGGCCUACGAGAAGAUGGCCGACUUCUGUGACAAUUGGGAGCCGUGGCAUCUUUAUGAUCCAACCACACCGCUGUACUAUGUGGUGAACCGUGUGAAAGGCUUCAUCGCCGACGUUGCCACGCGAGGUGCCGCCCCUUUCCUCCACCGCCAUCUCUACAGAGACCUCACACCCCCUUGUAUUAUCUCCUGCUUCAGCGCCAAUGUGCUUUACGCCAACCGCACGCCAGCAAACACGGCCAUGGUAUUGCGAGCACUUCACCGAAGCGUGAGAGAGCUGGUCGACGGCGAGGCCGGUCGGGUCGGCGUGACAACUCCGCUGGAAAAGCUCGCACGUACCCAGUCGCUCUUUCUAUACCAGAUUAUCCGCCUCCUCGACGGGGAUGUCAUCUUACGCGCACAGGGUGAGCGGGACAUGCCGUUAUUACACACGUGGCUGGAUGAUCUCUGCCGUGUGCGCGAGAACCUGGGGAACUGCGCGAACCACGGGAGCCACUUGGCCCGGCAGGGAGAUGCUGUGGCGAGAACUCCGCAAGCCCCCGGAGACUGGGAGGGAUGGAUCUUUGCCGAGUCGGUGCGAAGAACCAUCAUAAUAGCGCACUCGUUCAUAACGCUCUACGAGAUGAUGAAGGAUCCGGAGCAAGAUGAUGACGACCAGAGUCCGUGGCCUUUUGUACAUCGCUGGACUCUGUCCCGGCACCUGUGGGAAGCCGAUUCGUCCUUCACAUUUGCCCGCAUGUGGAAGGAAAGACCCCAGUUCAUAAUCAUGAACUACUCUUUCGAUCACUUUCUCCAGUAUGGAAGAGGCGACGAUGUGGACGACUUUGCCGAGAUCCUGCUAAGCAUGUAA